Molecule: messenger RNA, 521 nt
Organism: Dermacentor silvarum
Lineage: Eukaryota; Metazoa; Arthropoda; Arachnida; Ixodida; Ixodidae
Exons: 7
Coding region: 55-501 (148 amino acids)
Source: RefSeq, a predicted model, not a curated record
GCAAGCAGAACCAAUUCCUGUCUUCCACAUGCAUGCAACACUGGCAGCAUCAUUAUGGGAUACGGCAGCAUGACCAGCUAUGCCGCUACUCUGGAUCACACUGAGCGCCCUGCCGUGCAUGCAAAGUACGGACUGGUGGUUUUCAAUCGACUCACAAACAUCGUUUUCUGUCUUUUCUGGCUUCUCUGUCUGAGCAUCAGCUACAUAUCGGGCCUCCGCUGGAUUUUCGUCUAUUUCCUUGUCCACUUCAACACAACCAUCCUCUCACAGGUUGCGGAGAUCUUCAAAGAUUUGUUUCUGACAGGGCCAUCAAAAAGCUACACUGAAGACGAGGUUCCAACAGACACCUAUUCGGCAGAGGUAGUGCCCAUCUAUGUGUGGAUAUUCUUGGAGGCAGCCAUACUGCUCAGCAUCUACACAUACUACACCACAGUUCAGGAGCUUGAAGCAGAAGCCGCUAAGAAGAAUGCACAGCAAGUGUAUACAAGCACCUAUCAGUAGUUUAAGGUGAAUAAAGACGU